UUUCUCCGCUGUUCGUCCCGCGUUAUUCAUCGCGUCAAAAUACGUGGCCGACGUCAUCGACCGAAUAUUGAAGGCUCGACGACUCGCGUCUUCCACGUGUUUUGUCAAGACAAGUAGUUCAAGACUGUUAAAGACCAUCAGUAAGAACAAGAACACGAUGAGCAAGAAGAAAAAUAUGGCAAUCGACUUCCAAGACAAUAUGAUACUGCUCACGCGAAAGUACUUGAAGCGUAAAAUAAUGUGUCCCGAAACAAAGUUCAGGCAUCACGUUAACGAGCGGCUAAACGUGCUGGAUUUAGUGAAACGUACCGUUGAAGUAGGCGAGAGCACGUCCGUCUUGUUGGUUGGACCUAGAGGCAGCGGCAAAACAACGCUUGUUAAUAGCGUUUUAAAGGAGUUGUCUGCUUUAAAAAGUUUUAAGGAUAAUGCGCUAAUAGUGAACCUUAAUGGGCUAGUACAUACUGACGAUCGUUUAGCGCUCAAAGAUCUAACUCGUCAGAUGCAAUUAGAAAACGUGGUUGGCGAUAAGGUUUUCGGUACGUUUGCAGAAAAUCUAAGCUUCCUCUUAGAUUGCUUGAAAUCUGGCGAUAAAAACCGCUCCAAGCCAGUCAUCUUCGUGCUCGAUGAGUUCGAUCUGUUUUGCGGCCAUCACAAUCAGACAUUGUUAUAUAAUCUGUUUGACGUUGCUCAAUCUGCACAGGUUCCGAUAUGUGUACUAGGGAUAAGCUGUAGAUUAGACGUCAUGGAGCUGCUGGAGAAGAGAGUCAAGUCGAGAUUCUCGCAUCGCCAGAUAUUUUUAUUUCCUGGCGAUACGUCGUCCUCGGAACAACCAAUGUCCGCGUUUGACGAUCGUCUGGAACUCUUUCGGAACCUCCUCAGCUUGCCUGACGAUGAGAAUGUAAAUAAAGUGGAGCAGCAAUAUGAUGACUGUACAAUAGAUCCGCAAUUCGGUUCUAUGUGGAACGACUAUAUUAAGAGUUUGACUGCCAAUGUUACGAUGGUGAAUUUACUCAAGAGAAUGUAUCAUAUCGAUGUGAGCGAGAGGAGCUUUAGAACGUUUCUCGCGGUAGCUGUCUCGACGUUAUCAGAGAAGCAUCAGAACGUGGAAGUGAAUGAUUUUGUGGAAGCGAGUAAAAUCUUUUCGGAGGAUGACAAGUUGUUGAUGCUCGAAGGAUUGUCCAUUUUAGAGAUGUGUCUGAUAAUAGCGAUGAAACAUGAAACGGAGAUUUAUGAUGGUGAACCAUUGACGUUCGAGGCGAUAUACAAUCGCUACAUGAAGUUUGUGAAUCAGACGUCCUCUGUACAAUCUGUCCAGAGACCGGUUAUCAUGAAAGCUUUUGAGCACAUCAAGAACUUGGAGAUCUUGCUGCCAGUUGGAAAUACGAAUACAAAGUUUGAAAAAGAAUAUCAAUAUUACAAAUUUACAUUAACAUCGCAGCAAGUUAUUGAGGCUGUGAAGACGUAUCCUGGUCUUCCUACAGAAGUGUCUCAGUGGGCGUCGAGCAGUAUAUAAUAACGAUAUAGUUUCAAGUACUCAACCUAUUGUGUUCCAUAAACGUACACGUUACACGUAAUUAAUAAGUUUCCCCUUCACGUAGCGUCGUAUUUAUAGGAUAAAUUUAGACAUAGAUAUUUAUAUCGCUCUUAUAGAAGGAAUGCAUUUGAAAUAAUGUAGGAAUCGAUAGUGUGCUAAUCUUUUAGAUACAUUUUUAUAUGUUGAAUAUAAUUAUUAAGCUCAUCUCCAUACUCUCAAUUAAUGAUCGCCAUAGAAAUCAAGUAUUAUACGAAGAAAAUUACAAAGAUACGCGACAUUUCGUCUACAUAUUAUGCCCUCCAAAAGACGUGUGAUACUCUAGUCUUGCAUCUCUAGAAUAUUACUAUUCAUACAUGUAUGCAGUUCGAUUUUCUAAAUUUAGUUAUUAAGUAUCAAGCAUUUUUAGAAUAGAAAAUCGAAAGAAAUAUCACGAAAAUACAAUGAACGUGUAAAUAUUCUCAAUAUGUAUCAGUACAAUAUCUGAAAGGCAAAGGCAAAGGGAGAAUGGUAUUUUGUGAAUAUAUACUUAAUAUGGUCUCCAGGAACAGUUCCUGCCAAUAUACAAAAACCAGAAGUAGAACAUCUGGUAUACACAUCUUUGAUAUAUGAAAGAUAAUAAGGAAGAUAUUUAUCGAAAUAUUUUAUUUCCUAUAAUAACAAGCAUUAUCUUAUCGUGUGUCAUGGACGCGUAACUAAUUUAUUCGAUUGAAACCAUAUUUGUGCCACUGGCUAAGCAUCGUGUUAAAAUUCAGUUUGUCUGUGAUCCAUUUAUCAUGUUCAUUUAUCUCUGUGUCGUGUGUG
Temnothorax curvispinosus is the source of this 2335-nucleotide messenger RNA. RefSeq names its product origin recognition complex subunit 4 (gene Orc4). The record is from RefSeq and is a predicted model, not a curated record. Lineage: Eukaryota; Metazoa; Arthropoda; Insecta; Hymenoptera; Formicidae. Gene Ontology annotation, molecular function: ATP binding; DNA replication origin binding; ATP hydrolysis activity. Gene Ontology annotation, biological process: DNA replication initiation; DNA replication. Gene Ontology annotation, cellular component: nucleus; nuclear origin of replication recognition complex. Bases 158 to 1513 code for a protein of 451 amino acids. The transcript is spliced from 6 exons.